UGCGUCGCCUGUUUCAUCCAUUCAUCCAUCAGCCACUUCACACAGGCUGCGACUCAGAGGUUCAGGCAUGGCAGCUCCAAGAGCACUCGUCCUCGGCUUCCUGCUGGUGAUCGCCAUCGCCAACGCCGAGGCGGCGUCCAUCGUCGUCGGCCUGGCCAAGUGCGCCGAUUGCACCGGGAAGAACAUCAAGGCAGAGGAAGCCUUUAAGGGUCUUCAGGUGGCGAUCAAGUGCAAGAACGUCAAUGGCGAGUACGAGAGCAAGGCAGUAGGUACCCUUGACGGCACCGGCGCUUUCAGCGUGCCCGUGGCCGCCGACCUCCACAACGCCGACUGCGUCGCACAGCUCCACAGCACCGCCUCCAACGCACCGUGCUCCGGCCAGGAGCCAUCAAAGAUCGUGCCGGUGUCUGAGGGCACCACCUUCGGGGUCGUUGCCGGCGCCAAGACGAACAUGCUGGCAUCGCCAGAGUGUGCGUCGGCGACCCUGUGCGGACCGAUCAAGAAGCACAUCAUCGAGCACUUCCAUCACAAGAAGCCCGUGCCGCCCAAGCCGGAGCCCAAGCCCCAGCCCCACCCGGACUACGGCCCCGUGCCCAAGCCCGAGCCCAAGCCGCAGCCCCACCCGGACUACCACCCCGUCCCUCCCACGCCCACCUACGGCGGCGGCAGCGGCGGCGGUGGAUACCAUGGACACCACUGACUCCAAUCUGCCACCGUCCGGCCUAGCAGUGAAAUUUCAUGGCUUGUUGCUGUCAGUGAGUGAGCGACGUUGCUAUUUAUGUCACGGGUUAGCUUGAUCUUCUAUCAUUCAGAAUAACAGUUGUGAGGGAUAAGUAUGUGUGUCAGGCAAAUGUACGGGUAAUGGGUCAUUUUUUUUACAAGGUUUGUAAUAUCGGUGUGAAUUUUUGUAAUGAGAAGUUCCUAUAUCAGUAUAUCAUGAUCAAUCAAGUA
This is a messenger RNA of Aegilops tauschii subsp. strangulata, 951 nucleotides long. Its product is annotated as proline-rich protein 4. The record is from RefSeq and is a predicted model, not a curated record. NCBI's taxonomy places the organism in Eukaryota, Viridiplantae, Streptophyta, Magnoliopsida, Poales, Poaceae.